Molecule: messenger RNA, 1695 nt
Organism: Zingiber officinale
Lineage: Eukaryota; Viridiplantae; Streptophyta; Magnoliopsida; Zingiberales; Zingiberaceae
Exons: 1
Coding region: 1-1695 (564 amino acids)
Source: RefSeq, a predicted model, not a curated record
AUGAAUAAGAAAAAGAAUGCUCAGAAAAUUCUUCAAUAUUUUCCUUUGAAGGCCAGACUUAAGCGAUUGUUUAUUGCCAAACAUACAGCAAAAGAUAUGAGAUGGCAUAAAGAAAAGAGGGUUGAAACAGAUGGUGUAUUAAGACAUCCAGCAGAUAGUAAAUCAUGGAAAGAAUUUGACACUUCGCAUGAAAUAUUUGCUAGUGAUCCACGAAAUAUUCAUUUAGGGUUGGCUACUGAUGGUUUUAAUCCAUUUGGAAACAUGUCAAAUGCUUAUAGUAUGUGGCCUGUUAUACUUGUGAAUUAUAAUUUACCACCAUGGAAAAUGAUGAAGCCAUCAUAUUUGAUAAUGUCUCUUUUAAUUCCUGGUCCUAAAUCACCUGGGAAAGAGAUAGAUGUGUACUUACGACCUUUGAUCAAUGAACUGAAGGAGCUAUGGGAUGAUGGGGUGGAAGCAUAUGUUGCAUCGACUAAACAAGUAUUUCAAUUGCACGCUGCUGUGAUGUGGACCAUUCAUGACUUUCCAGCAUAUGGAACAGUAUCUGGAUGGAGCACAAAGGGUUAUAAAGCAUGUCCAGUAUGUCUUAAUGAAACUAAAUCUCAAAGAUUACGGAGUAAAAUAUGCUAUACAUGCCACCGUCGAUUUUUGAAUGCGCAACACCCAUGGCGUAGAAAUAAGAAUUUCAAUGGAAAGGUUGAACAAGAAGGACCACCAGGAAGACUUAAUGGUUAUGAGAUUUUAGCACAGUUAAAUGCAUUACCCCAAGUGACAUUCAGUAAGGAUCCUACAUUAAGUAAAAAGCGGCAGCGAUCUUUGGAUGAAACAAAUUGGGUAAAAAAGUCUAUAUUUUUUGAGUUAAAGUAUUGGCCAGAUUUAAAGUUGAGACACAAUUUAGAUGUUAUGCACAUCGAAAAAAACAUAUGCGAUGCUUUGGUUGGCACAUUAUUUAAUAUAGAUGGAAAGUCAAAAGAUACAUUUAAAGCAAGGUUAGACUUGCAGGAUAUGGGAAUUAGAAGUGAAUUACAUUUAAAGAAAGUUGGAGACAAAUUUAGUAAACCAUAUGCAAGUUACACAUUGACAUUAGAAGAAAGAUAUGAAUUUUGUCAAUUUUUAAAAUCCGUAAAGUUUCCUGAUGGAUAUGCUGCUAAUAUAUCUAGAAAUGUGAAUGCAAAUGAUGGAAAGUUACAUGGACUAAAAUCACAUGAUUAUCAUGUCUUGUUGCAAAGAAUACUUCCAGUGGCUAUACGAAAAUUCUUUCCAAAAGACAUAUGUGGCACACUAAUUGAGUUAUGUGAUUUUUUCAAAAAGAUAACUGCAAGAUCUUUACACUUAGUGGACUUAUGUAAAAUGGAGGAGGAAAUAGUGAUCAUAUUAUGUAAGAUGGAACAAAUAUUUCCUCCAGCAUUUUUUGACAUUAUGGUUCAUUUGGCAGUUCAUUUACCCCGUGAAGCCAUGCUAGCUGGACCUGUUUCUUCACGAUGGAUGUAUCCCUUUGAACGAUAUUUGGGCAGACUAAAAAAGUAUGUUCGUAAUAAAGCAAGGCCUGAAGGAUCUAUUGCAGAAGGGUAUAUUGUAAAUGAGGCAUUGACUUUCAGUUCCUUAUAUAUGAGUCAAAUUGAGACAAGAUUUAGUAGGCCAGAACAAAACCAAGAUGUUCAACCAGUAACAUGCAAUUUAAGUGUUUUCUCACAAUAA